Aegilops tauschii subsp. strangulata is the source of this 288-nucleotide messenger RNA. Lineage: Eukaryota; Viridiplantae; Streptophyta; Magnoliopsida; Poales; Poaceae. The record is from RefSeq and is a predicted model, not a curated record.
AUGGCGUUCCAGUUCGCACCGGCACGGGUUGCAGAGGUUAGCAGCGCCGCCGAAGGUGAUGAGCAGUGGGUGGUGGCGGAAGGGUGGGCCAGCCAGCACGACUAUUGGGUGCAUGCAUGGUGUCUCCGCGCUGGCGUCAUCACCAGCUUUCGCGAGUACUUCAACAUGUCUGUCACCGUCCGAAAGCAAGGCCGGCCAGCUAAGGAGGACGUGGUGUGGGCCAUCUGGGAGAGCCAAUCGCCUAGGCCCAGUUACCGCUCCAUGCCAGGCCUAGUGCUUGCCAUAUGA